AUGGAAGAGAAACACAUCUUAAAACCAAGAAAUGAUGGUGAGAGUCUAAAGAUAGCAGAGGGAAUAUUACGUCGCAGAAGAGUUCCUGAUAGUGAUAGAAGGCUUAAAUUUAGGGAAGAAAGGAGAAAGAUUAAAAAAGAUUUACAUAAGCCAGAAAUACAAACACUACAGAGAAUUCUUAAGAAAUCCAGAAAUAAUAUUUUGGAUAAGAGAAGACUUAAAAGCAAGGAUAAAAAGCCAUAUUUAACUCCAAAGAAGACUAAUGGUAGGCUUAUAGUAUUAGUGGUAAGAAAUAGCAGAUUUUGUGGAUCAUUAGAAUCAGCCAGGAAGCUUCGCAGUUUAGGAUUGGUAAAUAAGUUCUCAGCUGUGAUUUUGAGCCACACUGAUGAAACAAUUCGUAUAUUGAGAGAAGUGAAGCCUUAUGUUUUUUAUGGCUUUCCAAAUUUGGGUUUGUUAAAAACUUUAGUCUUUAAAAAAGGAGCAUUUACUAAUCAAGAUAUUCAAUCUAAAGAUAAGACAAAGUCUAAAAUUAACCAGAAUAAUAUUCUCCUGACAGAUAAUAAUAUUGUAGAGGAUAGACUUGGUGACAUUGGUGUUUUGUGUACUGAAGAUAUCGUCACAGGACUUUGGAAUGGUUGUGAGACUCAGCAGGAUAAGGAGAUUUUUGAGUCUAUUACGAGCAAUCUUGCUCCUUUCCAGCUUUGUGAUUUAAAAAAAGCAGAGGGGUUUGACGCUAAGAAGUUUGAGAGUGGAUUUCUUGGAAAGAGUAUCAAUGAAAAAAUCAGUAGAAUUAUCUAG
Molecule: messenger RNA, 798 nt
Organism: Cryptosporidium ubiquitum
Lineage: Eukaryota; Apicomplexa; Conoidasida; Eucoccidiorida; Cryptosporidiidae
Exons: 1
Coding region: 1-798 (265 amino acids)
Biological process (GO): maturation of LSU-rRNA from tricistronic rRNA transcript (SSU-rRNA, 5.8S rRNA, LSU-rRNA)
Cellular component (GO): cytosolic large ribosomal subunit
Molecular function (GO): structural constituent of ribosome; RNA binding
Source: RefSeq, a predicted model, not a curated record